AUGGACGACCUUUUCUCUUUCCUCGAUGGCGUUCCCACAGAACAAGAAGUAGAGGAAGAGGAGAACUUGGACGCUCUAGGCUCAGAACUGCUCACAAAGAAAAGAAAAGCGGAGGCAGAAUUAGUGGAUUCAUUACAAUCAAACGAACGAUCUCCCCCACCCUCGAAGAAACAGAGAAAAGAGUCAACUCCUCCUCCGAACCCAGUGAUCACCGAUGAAUUUGAGACUGAAGCAAAACGCGAGGUUGCCGCAAGCGCUGGAUUACAGGGAGGGGUUGAAGCCGGUUCAAGGUUGGAACUUAGGCAUCAGGUUCGACACCAAGUUGCCGUUCCUCCUGGAUACAAUUACAUUCCAAUAUCAAGUCAUGUACCUCCCGCGAAACCACACAGAGAAUACAAGUUUGAAUUGGAUCCCUUUCAGAAGGUAUCACUAUAUGCCAUCCAAAGAAAUGAAAGUGUACUGGUAUCUGCUCAUACAAGUGCUGGAAAAACGGUUGUUGCGGAGUACGCCAUCGCUCAGUGUCUUGCUAGGAAACAAAGGGUUAUCUACACGAGUCCAAUCAAGGCUCUCAGUAACCAGAAAUAUCGAGAAAUGUUAGCGGAGUUUGGAGACGUUGGGCUCAUGACCGGAGACGUAACCAUAAACCCUUCUGCGACUUGCUUAGUGAUGACGACCGAAAUUCUUCGCUCCAUGUUAUAUCGAGGCUCUGAAAUCAUGCGCGAAGUCGCGUGGGUCAUCUUCGAUGAAAUCCAUUAUAUGCGGGACAAAGAGCGUGGUGUCGUAUGGGAAGAGACCAUUAUUCUCCUUCCUCACUCUGUCCGAUACGUUUUUCUCUCAGCCACGAUUCCCAAUGCUAUGCAGUUCGCAGAGUGGAUAUGCAAGUCGCAUGAGCAACCUUGUCACGUCGUGUACACGAAUUAUCGGCCUACUCCUCUCCAACACUAUCUCUUCCCCAAAGGAGGAGAGGGGAUAUACCUCGUCGUCAAUGAGAAGGGUGAAUUUAGAGAGGACAACUUCAGCAAGGCUAUGGGAGAGCUGCAGGAGCGAGCCGGUGAGGACCCAGCAGAUCCUCGAAGUGGGAAAGGCAAAAAGGGAAAGUCGAGGAAGGGUGGCGAGAAGAAAGGCGCAUCUGAUAUCUCAAGAAUCAUCAAAAUGAUCAUGGUCAAAAAUUUUAAUCCCGUCAUCGUUUUCUCAUUCAGCAAACGCGAGUGCGAAGCCAACGCUCUUGCAAUGUCAAAAUUCGAGUUCAACUCUACAGACGAACAAGAUCUUGUCUCCAAUAUCUUCAACAACGCCAUUGAGAAUCUCUCUCCCGACGACAGACAACUUCCCCAAAUCGUUAACUUACUGCCUUUACUGAAGCGUGGUAUCGGGAUACAUCAUAGUGGAUUAUUACCCAUCCUGAAAGAGGUUAUCGAGAUCUUAUUCCAAGAAGGCCUGAUCAAAGUCCUCUUCGCUACAGAGACGUUCUCAAUAGGCUUAAACAUGCCCGCAAAAACCGUCGUAUUCACGGACACACGCAAGUUUGACGGACGAGAACAACGAAACCUUUCUUCGGGAGAAUACAUCCAGAUGUCUGGGCGUGCUGGGCGUCGAGGCUUGGAUGAUAGAGGUGUGGUUAUUAUGAUGUGUGAUGAGAAACUGGACCCUACAUCCGCUAAAGAGGUGAUCAAGGGAGAAGCAGAUCGGUUGGAUUCGGCGUUUCAUAUAGGGUACAAUAUGGUGAUGAACUUGAUGAAAGUGGAAGGGAUCAGUCCGGAAUAUAUGCUGGAGAGGUGUUUCCAUCAAUUUCAGAGUAAUGCAGGAAUACCCAAGUUGGAGGAAGAAUUGAAAGCGGAAGAGCAAUCCAAGAGUUUAUUAUCGAUACCGGAUGAAGCCCAGGUAGCCGAAUAUUACGAGUACCGCCAGCAACUUGACCAGAUGGCCUCCGAUUUUAGACUGGUCAUCACACACCCGUCUUACUCGUUACCUUUCUUACAACCAGGACGCCUAAUUAAAGUGAAACAUGAAAAACUGGACUUUGGUUGGGGAGUGGUGGUAAACUUCACGAAACGAUUACCUCCAAAAAACAGGCCAGUUCCUAAACCAGACUCCGACCUACCCCCACAUGAACAAUACAUCAUCGACGUUCUCUUGAAUGUCUCUACCUCUGACUCAACCAUCACAAACAACAAAGACCGCUCAAAUAUCACUCCGACGCCUGGGAACAUCCGACCGUGCGCACUCAAUCAAAAGGGCACACCUCUAAUCGUCCCAGUACUUCUUUCAAUUGUAGAAAGCAUUAGCCACAUUCGUGUGCACCUCCCUAAGGAUCUGCGACAGGAACAAGCCAGAGAGACGGUUUGGAAGAGUGUAUUGGAAGUGCAUAGGAGAUAUCCCGGGGCUGUUAUGUUGCUAGAUCCUGUUAAGAAUAUGGGGAUCAAGGAUGAUAAAUUUUUGGGUCUUGUGAAGAAAAUCGAAGCCAUGGAAAGCCGCAUGUUUUCUUCCCCCUUACACUCGUCCCCACAACUCCCGGAAUUACUCUCCCUCUACUCUGAAAAGCGCGAGUCACAAGGCCGGAUUCGCUCACUGAAGAAACGAAUCCAAGCUACUCAGGACGUUUUGCAGCUGGAAGAACUCAAAUGUCGGAAACGCGUCCUCCGACGCUUUGGGUUCACAACAUCGGACGACAUCGUGGAUACCAAGGGGAGGGUAGCAUGUGAAAUAAGUACGGGGGAUGAGAUUCUUCUGACCGAGAUGAUCUUCAGUGGAGUGUUCAAUACGCUGGAGCCUGAACAGUGUGCGGCAGUGUUGAGUUGUUUUGUGUUUGAUGAGCAGAGCAAACAUCCAACAAAACUGAAAGAAGAACUCGCCGCCCCGUUACGAGUCAUGCAAGAAAUUGCCAGACGGAUAGCCAAAGUAUCGAAAGAGUCUAAGCUACCCAUUGAUGAAGAUCAAUACGUAGCUUCGUUCAAGGUGGAAUUAAUGGACGCUGUCCUGCAGUGGUGCAAGGGGGCGUCGUUUUCUGACAUAUGCAAGCUCACGGACCAAUUUGAAGGAUCUCUUAUCCGGGUGUUUCGUCGUUUAGGGGAACUCCUCCGUCAGAUGGCCAUGGCUGCGAAAGUGAUCGGAAACACGGAGCUGCAAGAAAAGUUUGAGAAGACGUCGGAGAUGCUGGAACGCCCGAACUCGGUCAUUUUCUGUUCAUCCUUGUACCUGUAG
Marasmius oreades (fairy-ring Marasmius) is the source of this 3201-nucleotide messenger RNA. Its product is annotated as ATP-dependent RNA helicase mtr4. Gene Ontology annotation, cellular component: nucleus. NCBI's taxonomy places the organism in Eukaryota, Fungi, Basidiomycota, Agaricomycetes, Agaricales, Marasmiaceae. Gene Ontology annotation, biological process: RNA catabolic process; maturation of 5.8S rRNA. The record is from RefSeq and is a predicted model, not a curated record. The transcript is spliced from 10 exons. The coding region runs from base 1 to 3201 and encodes 1066 amino acids. Gene Ontology annotation, molecular function: RNA helicase activity; RNA binding; ATP binding.